Messenger RNA from Cylicocyclus nassatus, 3085 nucleotides. The record is from the annotation of a GenBank genome assembly. NCBI's taxonomy places the organism in Eukaryota, Metazoa, Nematoda, Chromadorea, Rhabditida, Strongylidae.
UUGCACAGAUCCUUCAAGUGCAGGCUGUGCAAGCGCAGAAUGGUGAAAAUUACGGCAAGCUGGAUUUGUCUAUAUUUGUGGAUUUUUUGCUCUUAGAGUCUUUUUCUGUUACUAUAAGAUGUCAUUAGAUUUGAUUGAGGACGAUUAUGAAGCCUAUGAGGGAGAAAGUGGCGAAGAUGAUGGCACUAUGGUUUAUUCUGAUCGAACUGAUUUUAUGCCACAUUCAGCACUUGAGCAGUUCAGAAGCAGAAAUAGACAGUAUGGAAACGCUGUUUGUCCGGAAUGUAAGCAGUCGUUUGUCAAUGCAGCUCGACUGGAGCGGCAUCUGGCUGUUCACCAGGUUUUUGGAGCUUAUCUAUGUCCUUUGUGUGGAAAGACGUAUAAGUAUGAAUACAAUCUCUUUUUCCAUUGGCGCAAAACAUGUCAGUACCUCAAUGAACUCGUGAAAGUGGAAGAGCGAAAGACCAUGGAUGUCCAGUCAUUGCGACUUCUCGUGGAAGAAGUAGUAGCGAAAAGGAAUGAGCUCGAACCCGUAGACAUCGGAAUCUCGUCGAAAGCGCUUUUUCCAGGUUCAACCUCAAUACAGCUGGAGAUGCCUGUCGAUCCUCAAAGUCCUCUUGCAAGAGCUUGUAUGAUCUGCGGCAUUUUGGUGGAUAGAAAUCACCUUCCACAGCAUGAAGCUCUUCACAGUUCGUCAACGGACACUGGCAUGAGACUGUUGGAUAUGCAGUCUCCAACUGGCGGCUACUACUGUGACCUGUGUGGGGUGGCCUUUAGGCGGAAAGAUAACUUAUAUGCACAUUGGCGGUCAAGCUGCCCUGAGAUAAUGGCUAACAUUGAGCCUGGAUCUGAGUUGUUUCUUAGUGAUACUGAAUUGAAAGGAAUGGUUUUGAAUCUGUUGAUGCGAUUGAGGAGGUUAUCUCGACAAACUCCUCUAAGGCCCAUCAUUGCAAAUAGAGAAGAUGGAGAGGAAGUCUUGCCGCAUCACAUGGAGGAUGUGCGCACAUCACAAGAGGGUAUCACUGCAGGCGCAGAUGAUGGUAAAGGCCCAUCUACGUCUUCGAAUAACGACGAAAAGGCGGUGGUUUUUAUGGAUGACUAUGUGAACCCAGCAGACACUGUAGUGGAUAUUAAUGGCGAACUUGUCAACGUAGUCGUUCCCGAUCGCAAUAAGUGGUGUAUCUCUGAAAACGGCAAACCUCUGGAGUGUCCUGAUUGUUUUCGGCAGUUUGCUAAUGCUGGUCGAUUAGAACGGCACAUAACUGGCUUCCAUUCUCAUUAUGGUGCCCACAAGUGUUUACUUUGUGGACAUAGAUUCAAGUACGAUUACAAUCUAUUGUUUCACUAUCGACAUAGUUGUGCAUAUACGAAGCUGCUGGUAGGAGCUGACGUUCGGAAACUGCUAGAUGCCACUUCUCUGAGAAAGCUCGUGUCUCAUAUCAAACAAACAGACCCAGAUCUGCGGCCAGGGAGCUCUCGACUGAUCAACAUUAAACGACGACCUUCUAUAAAACCUGUGCCAAGGAAUGUCUUGCCAUUGGGUAAAGGUGCAAAGGCUAAAUUCAAGCGUGGGCUAGACGAAGGAAAGAAAUGUCCGGUGUGUGAUGUGGUCUUCUUUGGCCAAAAAUCUCUAGAUAAACACAUUGGAACAGUUCAUCUGCUUUCCGAAAAUUUCUUGGAUAAGGCAAUAACCAGGGAUCAUGCGCCAGCUGUUGUGCAUUCUCCUGGAAUUGAUGUUGCUCAAGCACAGCCUGUAACGUCAUCACUUCGCGAUAGUUCCAAGGCAUCGCCAAGAAAAAACGUUACCAUACAAGAGCCGUCUUUUGGAGCUGGAGACCAGUCAGAAGAUGUUGAACCUCCUCCAAUUCUUGAGCCCGAGGGUCCUGGCGAGGAGGCUCCAACCCCUACUCGUUGUGUAGACGUACACGGAGACGAAGUCACAGAUUUCGACGCUGAGCAGUUGUCGGAAAUGGAUAUGAUGCUCUAUUCUGGACACCUAGCUCUGGGAGAUUUGGUCCUCACAUCAACACCUGGGGGAGAAGUGGAAUAUCGGGUUGCCGUUGGAACUCGUCACGGCUCACAAAUUGUUUUGGAGAAGAUCAGUAAGGCAUCUGCUGCACAAAAAACCAGCGAAACGCAAGACGAACGUGGUGCGCAACAACCUGAAGAAAGUAAUUCGAAAAUCAAAAACGACAACCACGACAAGACCAUUGCUGAUGAGAGAUAUGCCCAUGAUAGCGCUGGUCAAGUUAAUGAAGAAGGCGAGACCCUUGUGGAGGAAGAAGAAUAUGCAAGUCCAGAAAACGCCGAGAUCAUCGACUAUCAUAGUAGCCAGCUCGUGGCUUAUGAGGUUGAUGAUGCGGAUAACGAGCAGGGUACCAGGCGAAUUGUACGGAUGGUGGAUGACAAUAGACAGAUGGUUCAAUAUCUGAACGAUGAAGAAUUGCCUUGUGAAGCUUACAUACAGUACGUCGAUGAUGAAAAUGGACAACAGAUUAUGGAACUCAUAGGAGAAGAUGGGGAACAUAUAGUUCAAUAUCUUGACGCUGAGGAUAUGACUGAGGAAGAAGUGUUGGCUUACUUGAAGUCAGAACCUUCGAGCGCUUCGAGUCUUAAGGAGGAAAAGCCUGUUGAAGCUAAGAAGGAUGAGCAAAACUCCAACGUCCCCAUGAGGAACCCAUCUAGUCCAAAUAAUAUGCCGGAAGAUUUUAUGGAAGAGGAUUGAGUCGUUGGCACCUAGGAAGCAAAAGAUUAUCUACAGGACUCCCUCCCUUUUUCUUGUCCGUCCAAGCAUUUCUUCGGGUCCAAUUUUCACUUUUAGCUGCAUGUGGAAUUUUCAAACUCUUUUAUCAGUUAUUUUCCGGUACUUCUUUCAGUUUUGUAAAGCUUCCAAUAAUGUAAAAGUGAGUAGGUUUUUUAUAGCAUCCGGAGGAUGCUCCUUGUAAUGGAAGUAAAAGUUCUACAAACUUGUGAUGAUUCAUACCAUUGUCUCCAUAUACGUACCUUCAUUUUCCUUCGCUCAAGUACAAACUUAUGAAUUUUCACGAUUUGGUUCUGCUCUGUUGAAUGUUAUAUAAUACUGAUG